AUGCCAUCUGCUACUCCGGGCUAUGCGCCUGACCUCGAGAAAUAUCUCAAAUCCUUGAGAGGGCAGCCAUUGGAGGCUGCCGUCGAGAACCUCAUCUCUUUGCUCAAGAGGAGACAAAUUCGAGGAUCCGAACCAUGCGCUGUUGCCACAGCCCAUAUUCUGCUACAAGUCGUUGCUCGAUCCAAAUGGCAAGACGUUGACGGCCUCAUUGAUAAUGUCACGCGAAUCGGUCGACGUCUGGUCGAGGCACAGCCUAAAGAGCUUGUCAUUGGCAAUAUUGUACGACGAAUUCUCUCCCUCAUCCGUGACGAAGCCGUCGAAGAUCGAAAUGAGCUAUCCAGCGAAACUCAGAGCGAAGCACCCAUGACUCCUCCUCGCGGCGCGAAUCCGGCAAACCUGUCACUACUCCAGUCGCCGCCCUCAACCUACGCGAAACAAGAUUCAGCUGGAGACUACCUGUCCAACCCAGCGGUAUCCCAAACAAGACCGGGGCCGGUACCAUCGUACAGCUCUGUGAAUGUUCCCAAGUCUCUCUUCCACCUCCUUUCUGCUUCCCCACCAUCCCUUGGUGACGGCCUGGGAUCGCCGCACCGAAUGUCGGGUGCUUCUACCCCUACACGCAGUGCAUUUCAGACUAGUAGCCAGGUCCAUGCUCUACGAUCAGAAGUUAUUGACGGAAUUGAAGAAAUUAAGGACGAAAUUAGCCAGGUGGAUGACCAAAUCGCGGCUUUAGCAGAGGUACAAAUUCGUCCAGGAGAUCACAUCAUGGUUCACCAACCUUCGCCCACGGUCCAGCGUUUUGUUCUUCGUGCAGCGGCCAAGCGCAAAUUUACCGUCCUGGUUGUGACGGAACCUUUACGAAAGCAGAGUGAGGAAGUACAAUACGCCAACUUUCGCAAGAAGCUGUCGAGCAGUGGCAUUACGGCCAUCAACGUCAUGAACUCUGGUUUGAUGGCUUACAUGUCAAGAGUUAACAAGGUGAUCCUUGGCGCCAGAAGCAUUGUUGCAAACGGAGGGGCUGUUACGGAUGCUGGAGCUGCCACCAUUGCCAGAGCCGCGCGUGAACAAGGCAACGCAGUUGUGGUCUUGGCCGGUGUUUACAAGCUUAGCCCUGUCAACCCCUUUGAUGAAGGUUCGCUUAUCGAGUGGGGAGACUCAUCAAGCUUUGUUAGCUUUGCUGACGGAAGCAUGGUCAAUAAUGUGGAAAUCCGAACCCCCGUGACGGAGCUGGUGCCAGCCGAGUUCAUCGACACAUAUGUCACCAAUCUGGGUACCCACUCACGCGAUCACCUCGCCAGCUUAAUUGCAGACCACUACAAGCAGGAGGAUGCUGAUUUCCACCUCGGAGUCCCAUCCGAACGAUGA
Pochonia chlamydosporia 170 is the source of this 1365-nucleotide messenger RNA. RefSeq names its product translation initiation factor eIF-2B subunit beta. Lineage: Eukaryota; Fungi; Ascomycota; Sordariomycetes; Hypocreales; Clavicipitaceae. Gene Ontology annotation, molecular function: translation initiation factor activity; guanyl-nucleotide exchange factor activity. The transcript has 3 exons. The coding region runs from base 1 to 1365 and encodes 454 amino acids. Gene Ontology annotation, biological process: translational initiation. The record is from RefSeq and is a predicted model, not a curated record. Gene Ontology annotation, cellular component: eukaryotic translation initiation factor 2B complex.